Molecule: messenger RNA, 3750 nt
Organism: Megalops cyprinoides (Indo-Pacific tarpon)
Lineage: Eukaryota; Metazoa; Chordata; Actinopteri; Elopiformes; Megalopidae
Gene: prr33
Product: proline rich 33
Exons: 3
Coding region: 196-3351 (1051 amino acids)
Source: RefSeq, a predicted model, not a curated record
UUUUUGGAGUGCCAUGGACACUGUCCCCUCCAUUUGUAGGGAGGGUGUUGUCGAGCACAAGAUGAGACUCCCAUUCUGACUGUCCAGGCUGGGACUUGCAGGCAGAAGCCAAUUGCCCCCCCCAACAGGCUCUCACACAGGGUACCUGUCCAAAACAAGUCUGUCAUCUGUAUUUUUCACUUCCUGGGGGUUGAAAUGCUGAUGGCUCUGAGCGCUGGACCCCAACCCGGCCUGCUUUCCCAGCAGUACCCUCCUCCUCUGUUGCCCAAGCCUGGCAAGGACAAUGCCCGGCUCCAGAAACUACUCAAGAAGACCGCCAAGAAGAAAGCCGCCCCCCAGACUUUGCAGACGCCUGUACCCUACCGCUCUAGCCUCUCUCCUGUUAGUGAGGCCAGCCCUGACCAGGAACACAGUGACCACAUGACCCCUUCCAAGACACCAGAAACCCCCAUCUACAGUGCCACCCAGCAGGCCAGGUUUUCUGUCAGACCUCCUGUGAAACCCUACCAUGAGCAUGUACCGUCCCCUUACCCACAACACCGAGGCAUAGCCUAUGGGAUGAUAGCAAGCUUCUCCCCACAGCCCUACACUGCUCCAGGCCAGACCUCUGAUCAAUUGAUGGGCUCAUUCAAUACAUAUGCACCCCCACCACCUGUCGAGAUACAGACUGUAUCUCCAGCACCUCCACAAGCUCCACUGCCUUCCACAGGGUCAACUCCAGCUCCAGUACCAGCUACUGCUCCGGGGAUCCAAACAGUUGCACUUCCAGCCCCAAUAACACCAGAGCCUCAAAUAGUUAUACCUACAGUCCCAACUAUAGCACCAGCACACCACACUCUCUCAUCUUCAGGCCCAACUGUAGCUCCACCACCCCAAAAUGGCCCACCAGCUGCUCCAGUGCCUCAAAUUGUCACACCUCCAGCUCCAGCUAUAGGUCCAGCUCAUGUUCAAGCUCAAGGUCUACCGUCAGUACUAGCUUUAGGGCCAGCUCCAUAUACAAAGCCACCUGUCUCCACCCAGGAUGUGGAAACCUGCCCUCCUGGUGCUGUACAUCAGGAUGCAAUAGUCAUGACCCAGGCCUAUGGUCUCCAAGUUCAAGUGAAGAAUUUGACCAGUCCUGAACUUCCGAGUCCACCAAUGCCUAUUCCAGAGACCACCAAAUCAAAGAAACCCAUGUUUGAUGUUCCCCAAAUGAAGGUAUACACUGCAACGUCUUCAUUUUAUGAGACUUCCAAGACAGCUUUGUAUGAAAAAUCAGGCAUGAAAACAUCAGAUUAUGGAACACCAUUAACAUCUGAGGUGAAAGGAGAUGCAGCACAAGCAUAUGAUGUCUCAGUGGCAAAAACGCCAUCAGGGCGACCAAAGACACCAUCAUACCAAGUCUCUCAUGAAAAGCCACCUGUUUUCGAAAUUUCAAGGCCUAACCCAAUGUUAUUUGCAACAUCUCCUGCUAUGACCUUAUCACAGGACAUCAGUGUUUUCGCAGUCAAAGCUGAGGCAGAGACACCUACAAUAUCCACUUCUGUUGCCAUUAUAACCAAAACACCAGCAGCUGAAGUGGGAAGCUUUAAGCCUUCAGGAUCUGGAGUCACUGCCUCUUAUGGACAUUCAAAAGUUCCAUCACUUAAUGAUGCAGGAACUGAAAAUUCAAAUGGUCUGUCUCUCAUUAACUCUGCCUCAGUGGCUACUUCAAUGGUUGGAAAGCAUAAUGAAGUGUCAAUACCAGAGUCUUCUACAUUUGCAGAUCAAACCUUUAUGUCUCCUUCAAAUGAAAACACAGUGCCAAAGACUGCAAUUCAUGAACCACCUCACCCUGCAGCUGCUUCUUUUGAGUAUCAAAUGCCGAAGACUCCAACUUAUGAACCACCUAAACCUACAACUCCAUCGCUUGGGUAUCAAAGCCCAAAAACACCGAUAUAUGGUGCACCACCUUUUGGCUUCCAAAGGCCCAAGAUACCAGCAUAUGGAGCCCCAAAACCUAAACCCAAGUCGACAUAUUAUGGAUUGACUCCGGCUGAAUAUAUUGCUUAUGGUGGAAUACGAAAUAACUCACCAUCCUAUGGUACCACUACACCAUCAAAUGAGGUACCCAAAUAUCCAGAAUUACAAAGAUCUAAGGCACCUCCCUUGCAUGAAGUUUCAAAGUCUGAAGCACUGUCUGAACAACCAGACAUACCUAAAGUCUCCUCUGAUGAAAUGCAGAGAUCUACCAUUCCCAGUGUGGAGCACUCCGUUCCUAAAAUCUCAGAUAAUGGUUCUUCUAAUGUCCUAAAACCAAAAAUACUGUCAAGUGAGAACAGUCCUGGAAGGGGUGCCACUACAGCCAAAAAACCAAUAUAUGAGAUUGAUAAACCUAAACCAGCUUCAGAGGUACAAUCACCUCACAAAUCAACAUCUCUAAUGGCGGCACUCAGAGCUAGACUUCCUACAAGUGGAAAAAGCAUACCAAUGCUCCUAACUUCUGGGGCCAAAACUACCACUGAAGAUUUAAGUGGUGGUAAAAUGGCAUCAAAGCAGACAGUAACUGAGCUAGGUAUUCCAAACCAAACUGAACAGGAAAUGCCCAGACCUAAGAUUGCCGAAGUGUCUGAAGGUUCCAUUCCUUCCCCGCUUCAGGUUUCAGCCUCUGUGAACCCUGUGGAAGUAACAAGUGUGAUUCAAUCACCAGGGGCUGGCCAGCAAGAUGAGGGUAAACUCUCAAAAGCUGAGGACAAACCUACACAAGAAAGGAGCCCUGCAUCAGCUGCAGAAGAGAAGGAUCAGGGGGAGAAAACAUCCCCAAAGGCAGAACCUCUGCUAAAAGCUUUCCAGAAACCAAAGGGCCUGAAAUCCAAACUCAGUGGGUGGACAAGACUCAAAAAGCAUAUGGUGGUGGAGCCUGAAGAGCCCAAGUUCCCAGAGGCAGAACCCAAUUCAAAAAAGGACACCCCCAAUGGUAAGCAGGAGAAGCAGAAUGGCCAGGGAAAGGGGUCAUCUGAAACUCGCCAGCAGACUGGGAGUCAGGAUGGGAAAAGCAAAGGCACCAGAGCCAUUAAGAUGUGGGAUGCAGUCCUCUUCCAAAUGUUCUCCACCAAAGAGAACAUCUUGCAGCAGAUCAAUGCCAACAAAAGUGAGGCAGAGAGAAAAAAUACACAAAAAGAGAUUCCAUCUUUUGUCCAUCGCCUGCCUAUCCUCCUGUACAGCCCCCGGUUCGAUGCCAGGAAGCUGAAGGAGGCUGCUUCAAAACCCCUCACAAAAAUUGCUACAAUGUUUGAGUUGGGGCUACUAAAUCGCAAGCAUCAUGAUGAAGAACCAAAAGACUUUAACCGAACUGCAAAAGGGUUCACUGUUGAAAAAACUACAGACAUCUGAUUUGGCCUGUAAAGUGGUAUUCUAGAGUGGAAAAAUUAAUCAUGUAUUUACAUAAGUGAUCAAUCCUUCCUAAAAAUAGACAUUUGGUGGUAAACAGUCCACAGGAGUCACAUAUAUGAAAAGGUCUUUAUAUUUAAUCUUCACCAAAUUUCCCUUAAGUUGGCAAUACAACUAACCUAUUUAGACUGACCCACCCACUGAGAUGGCAUGAUCAAAGACAGUCACGUCAAUGUAACACAACUGGUGGGCUUAUGACUUCACAUAAUUUCAUGUUUUCCAUGUUACAGAAAUAAACUCUAUGCGCUCCAGGCUUUACAGUACAUCAACAAAUGUUUGUAGGUGAAAAAGCUGUUCACCUACAACAACAUGACAACAGAUAUUUUACAAUAUGAAAAUAAA